AAAAGGAAACCGGAGCAAAGAGAGAGCGCAAGAGGGAGAGAUAGGGAGACAACACUAACUGGGUAGCUAUGGAGAUAGUAGGUUUUCCUGGUAGCUUUCUUUGACAGGUGUCGAGUGGGAUAAAAUAAAAGUGCCAGAACAGCUUCCAAGAUGUACGGCAAGGGCAAAGGAGCUGUGGUCCCCUCCGAUAGCCAAGCGAGAGAAAAGUUAGCAUUAUAUGUGUACGAAUACCUGCUACAUGUGGGAGCACAGAAGUCCGCACAGACCUUCCUGUCUGAGAUUCGAUGGGAGAAGAAUAUUACAUUAGGGGAGCCCCCUGGAUUCCUCCAUUCGUGGUGGUGUGUAUUCUGGGAUUUGUAUUGUGCGGCUCCAGACCGAAGGGAGACAUGCGAGCACUCCAGUGAGGCCAAGGCCUUCCACGACUACAGCGCAGCGGCAGCGCCGAGCCCGGUCAUGGGCAACAUGCCACCGAAUGACGCCAUGCCAGGUGGACCCAUGCCCCCGGGCUUCUUCCAGGGACCACCUGGCUCUCAGCAGUCCCCCCAUGCACAGCCCCCCCCACACAACCCCAGCAACCCUAUGAUGGGACCCCACGGCCAGCCUUUCAUGUCACCGCGGUAUCCAGGUGGACCACGCCCUGCACUCCGAAUGCCAAAUCAGCCUCCUGGGGGAAUCCCUGGAUCUCAGCCUCUCCUGCCAAAUAGUCUGGACCCAACAAGACCACAAGGACAUCCUAACAUGGGUGGACCAAUGAGGAUGAACCCUCCUCGAGGAAUGGCCAUGGGCCCACAAAAUUAUGGUGGCAUGAGGCCUCCUCCCAACUCCAUGGGUGGUCCUAUGCCAGGAAUGAAUAUGGGUCCCGGAGGAAGAGGGCCGUGGCCUGGACCUAAUGCUAACUCUAUAGCAUACUCUUCCUCAUCUCCAGGAAACUAUGUGGGUCCUCCAGGCGGAGGAGGUCCACCUGGAACUCCCAUCAUGCCCAGCCCAGGUGAUUCGACCAACUCCAGUGAAAACAUCUACACAAUGAUGAAUCCUAUCGGACCUGGAGGCAACAGACCCAAUUUCCCCAUGGGACCUGGGCCUGACGGACCGAUGGGAGCUAUGGGAGCCAUGGAGCCACACCACAUGAACGGAUCACUAGGGUCUGGGGACAUGGACGGGUUGCCAAAGAGCUCUCCUAAUAACAUGGGGGGCAUGAACAACCCUCCGGGAACGCCAAGAGACGACGGCGAAAUGGGCGGCAAUUUCUUGAACCCAUUCCAAAGCGAAAGUUAUUCACCCAACAUGACGAUGAGUGUGUGAUUUUAUUUUUUCCUUUUUAUUUUUUUUGUAUUUUUGUUUUAAAUCCUCCUCAACCACCCUAUUAUUAUUUUUUAUUUUUUUUCCCUUCACUUCAAUCCUUCACAUUGGAUUGGACCACCUUCACACACACGCAUUCUCAAAAACACACAACCUCUGCCCUCUCCUCAUCCCCUAACCCUCAAUACGGGAUCCACUAUCUCAAACCCCCACCACCACCACCACCACUGCCACCGCCACCUUCUCACUGGGGAACUCUGCAGCCUUCUGGGGCGGCCCUGGAGCGCACUGGGACUCUAAUAAAGCCGGGCCCUCCUGGAGCAUGCAAGAUGGCCGGCGGUGUGAACAGGAAUCCGUCACAGAGCCACAGGAAGAGCCUGCUCUCUGACUCUGGCCCUGGCCUCCCUGGCUUCCUGUCAGGGUCUAGACAAUGAGCGAGGGAGAAGGAGGACGAGCAGAGAGAGAGAGAGAUGGGAGGGAGAGAGGAGACUGGAAAACACAGCUCCCCAUCCCCUGAGGACAAAGUCUCUCAGCUGCUGCCUGGAAGCUUCUCUACCCCGACUCUGUUGGUUUUUUUUGCUGUUCCUGACAGAUCCAGUGAAGACCGGACAAAACGACCCCUCGGCCCCCACACGUUCUUCACUCGGUGUGUACAUUUUUUAGCAGAGGUGCUGGAAGAAUGAUCGAUGAAUUCAUUCAGUUGAUUUUUUUUUUUUUUCUUGUGUAUGUAUUGUAUCAUUGUUAUUAUUAUUGUAUUAUUGUUAUUAAGGAUAUUGGUAUGACCAUUUUUAAGAUUUUAGGUUCUGUUGUUUCUUUCUAAGGGCACAUGAUUUUUAAUGAAGACCGUACAUACAGCGCGCGCACACACACACACACACACACAAAAUCAGACAUUAUUUUGAGCACGCUGCCCCCUGCAGGUAAGACUGUACAGAUCACGGUACUGAUUGGCCCCUUCUCAAAGGUCCAGUGUGUAAUUAUUUGUGAUAUUGAGAGGACGCUCCCUUUUUCUUAAGUGUGUCAGGGGAACUAUGGUAGCCUUUGCAGGCCAAAAAGGACUCUUUCUCCAAUCUGAUGUUUCCACCUUCUUCUUUGUUGGUUUAUGCGCCGAGUUUAUGCGGGAAGUGCCAUUCGUCUUGUUUUGAGUAGGCUCGCGCUUCAAAAACGCACCUUCUGGCUGAUUUGUUAGUGCAAGUAUGGCAGCUAGGGGCUGAAACAACUACUCCAUUUAUGGAUUUUUCAUUGAGACAAGUUUUCUGUUUUUUCGGCUUCUUAAAUCUGAAUAUUUUCGACUUGCUUUGCUCCGCAGAACAAAAAAACCCAAAACAUUCAAAACUGAAUCAUCUUGCUUUGUGGAAAUACUGGACCAAACAAGCACUCGAUGAACCUAAUGGCAGCCCCUGCCUAACGUCUUCUACGGCUACAAAAACUAUUAUUAAAUCUGAAAUGUUGCACACUGGACCUUUUAUUUUGAAACUCUCCAUAUUUUACCCUGUACAAUAACCCACACCAGAAGAAGAAGCAGCAGCAGCAACGCCUCCUGUUUUUUUAAUCGCUUCCAUGCAGUGUAAUGCACAGCUCUAUUUAUUUAUGUACUUUUUAAUUUGUCUUUUAUAUCUUUUUUUUUGUUGUUGUUGGAAGUGUUUAUUCCUGGUCUUUUUUGUUAACUGCAGAACGAGUAGCAACUGUGUAAAUAUGCAGAUCCACUUAGCGGCGUUUUCUCUCUUUUAUCUCCGCAGUUUCCCUGCGUCCGAGCCCUUAAAGGUGCUUAAGUGUUGAUCUUCUGUUUUUUCUUGUUCUGUUUGGGUUUUUUUUUGUGCUGCUUCCACUUUAGCUCACUCCAGUGCGUUCAUCGUGUGUGAGUGUGUGUGUGUGUGUGUUUAUCAUCUCUCUCUGUUGACCUGUAGUGAACACUUGGAUUGUUUUUUUUGUUGUUUUUUUCUCGCCCUGGUGAAUCCUCCACACACUGUGAUGUUCGGAAACACACCUGUCAGACGCCGCCGCGCUCCCCUCUUAAACGUUGCUGCAGAUGAAAGGACUUGCAGCUCGGACCCCGGGGGUUUUUUUAAAUGUCGGGGAGAAAGGCAGGUCAGGAAGCAGCACGGUGGCUGCUCUGUUGAUCGUGAUCGAGUGGCCCUCCAAAAAAAACCACCUCCGUUCCCCCUUUUCCCAACACCCAAGCCUCACUUUCAUCCUUAACUUCUUCUUUUGUACAACUCUCCCUAUUCCUUCUGAUUUAUCGUUUCCUCUUCGUGUAAAUACUGUAAAAUGCAUUUUGAUAUCAUUGACAUGUUUUGAUAUUUCGGAUCACGACACGACAGUUGAUCGGAAAAGAAACAAACAAAAACCCGUCAUUUUUUGGGGGCGACUUGUGUGUGCGUUCGUUCAGAUACGGCGAUUGAAAAACACAAAACUGGAGCUGCUAUUGACUUAAAGUAUGAUAUUUCACCUCAUCACGGACGGGACGCGGUGCGAGGGGUGGGGUGGGGGGUGUCUUUUAGAGCGGCGGGGUCAAAGGGCACGAGGGAGGAACGCUUGGCAGUCGUCAACGCGACAAAUUUUAAUUUGAUCCUUUUUUAAUAACGGUAUAUUAAAACAUUUAUUGUCCAGAACCCCUCUGUUCUCUGCUUCUGUUCGCGCUCAGGUGGCAAAGAAAAGGCCACGGAAAACGGACAGAACGGACAAAACUUGACGUCCCUUCUUUGUCGGCCUAUGACUCGCUGCAUCAGGGCACACACACACACACACACAGGAUCCAACACAACAGGGACCAGAGAACAGACUUAACUAUGAAGGAUUUUCUUUUUCUUUUUUUCUUUUCUUUUUAAUCUAUUUAAAACAAAACAGGACGAGACGGGAGAAAAUGUUAAGAGGGGGAAUAAAAAAGAUGAAAUAAAAGGACAGAUUUGUUGCUAAGAGGAGGUUGGAGAGGGUCAGGAAGGGGCGUUUCCUCUCCCUCGUACUUUUGAAAUACUGUUGUAUAAAAUGCAGUCAAACUUCUCUCUAUCUUUCUGUCCUGUAAGUAAAGCUGUCACGACGUUGAUCAUUUCUGUAUUUCUAUUGUGCUGAUGUAUAAUACUGUAACAUUCAGGGGGAAGGGAGGGUUAAGAGAGGACUUUCCGGGGGCUGGAGUUAAAGAUUUUUCUGUUCAGUUCCUCGUUUUUUGUUUUGUUUUUGUUUUUUUUCCUCUUGAUGACAAAGCAGUAUUGAAUAUGAGGCAAGUCUGUCCUUGGGGAGUUGCUUUGUAUCUCAUGUUAGGGUAGUUUCAGAUCCUAAAUGUCUCGUGUAGUAAAACAAAAAAACAAAAAAAAAUAAGAGGUUCCUUCUUCGUAUGUUUCUUUAUAUUGUAAAGUUUCUUUAGAUAAAAAAAACAAAAAAACAUGUUGCUUAUUGGAAAAAAGGUGGGAAAACUGCAUUGAUAAUAAAUGUAAUUUUUUUUUCCUGUUUUUUCCGUUCUCGUUUUAAUUUUCAUCAAGUUGUCAGUCGUUUUUGCCUGUGUCCCCCUUGUUGUAGAUACAUAUUAAAAACAAAUAAAAUGACUUCACUCCUUUUGCCAUGAA
Solea senegalensis (Senegalese sole) is the source of this 4859-nucleotide messenger RNA. RefSeq lists its product as uncharacterized. The transcript is spliced from 18 exons. Gene Ontology annotation, biological process: positive regulation of transcription by RNA polymerase II. Gene Ontology annotation, molecular function: protein binding; single-stranded DNA binding. Gene Ontology annotation, cellular component: nucleus. Lineage: Eukaryota; Metazoa; Chordata; Actinopteri; Pleuronectiformes; Soleidae. Bases 151 to 1302 code for a protein of 383 amino acids. The record is from RefSeq and is a predicted model, not a curated record.